AAAAGCCCGGAUCAGCCCGGAUAGCCUAGCGGCCCAGCCAGCCCAAGCCACACUUUUUGCGCGCGCGUUGUUAGGAAGCGGACAGCAGCUGUAUCUGCUGUUGCUGCUGAAGCUAAUCAGCGACUGAAUCACCGUGGUCUGAAUCAAGAAAGGGGCGGGUGUGUCCUGCGCAGUCUUCGUAUGAAGCAAUAUGAAGUACAGAGGAGGCACAGACGAGGUGAUAAAUUUUGAUCGACUUGGAAAACUCUGACCGAGGAACAAAGAGGAGCAAACAAAGGCACCAUGCUGGGUAAGGAGUGGCAGAAGCUCAAAGACUAUUGUGCCCACGUGGGCAAGCUGUUGGACAUGGAGCAAAACGCCCAACAGAUCUACAUGAUCCUCCACAACUCCAAGGGUGCCAAGUACGAUCGGCCCUGCACGCAGAGUGACACGCAGUAUUGCCACAUCUUGAACAACCUCAACUUCUGGAAUGAAUUUCUGGGGCUGUGCAGGAUGGAGGUCAAGGAAGUGGCACCAGGGGUGCUCGGCACCGACACUCUGCACUGGAGCUUACCCAGCGUGUCGGAAGUCAUGCAUCGCCAGGCAUGCAUCCUCUUGCAUAGGCUUCUCAAAGAGCACCGCUGCAUCAGAGAGCUCAAAGCCUUUGUGGCAUAUAAAAACACCAAGCUCUUUUUUGACGCUCUCCAGCUGAACAAGGACCUUCGACGCCUGGAGCUUUGUCAAAGCAAUGAAACUCGAACUGAAGACGUCUCUCGGCAUAUGGUGGCCGCCAUCGGCACUCUAACGGGGCUAGAAGACCUUGUACUGAAAGGCGUCUGGCUUUCUGAAGCUGCCAUCACACUCCUCGGAGCCGCCUUUGAGAACAUGCCACAUCUGAGAUCCUGCUCCGUCAGCCUUGACUCUACGCUUGUUCACGGAGCAGACGUCCUGAUUCGGAACUUGAAGCGGAGCAAGACUAUUAAGGCAUUACACCUCACUGGAUGGUGUCCAUGCGAUGGAGAAGGUGCGGUGCUUGGGGAGUACUUGGCGGAACAUGACGUCCUCGAAGAACUCGUUCUCGAGCCAAUCUACUGGAAUCUGCUAAAUAGGAAAGAACUCGGACCCGUGUUGGAAGCCCUGGCAACAAACCGGGUUUUGAGAAAGUUGCACCUUGAAAGUUACUUCUUCGGGUCAUCUCAGGGGCCUCUGCUUUCCAGGGCCAUGUCGGCUAACAACACUCUGCGAAGUUACCGUUCCUCUGGACAAAAGUAUGCGCUUGAAGCGGACUCCCUAGCCGAGAUCAUCCGAAACAAUAACGGGCUUGUCGAGCUAGCCAUGGAGAAUGUCAUCGUGGCAGGUGUGGAGCAGCUUGCAGCGGCCAUUCGUACCAAUCUGAUGAUGAGGCGGCUGGGCCUUUGCUGGUCUGAGCUAUCGCUUGAAGACAUCACCAAGCUUUGUGAAGCACUGGCUGAGAACCGUUCGCUCCAGAUGGUCACAGGAGAAGACGUUGACGAGAAGCUGGUUGCAGACGUGCACAAGGUUCUACUGGAGACUGGCACAAGCCAGAGAGUAAAGAUAAAAAGUGUCAUCAAGAGUCCCUCUGUGUUGCAGCACACUCUGGAGAGCUGCCAUGAGCUCACGGAGGUCAGUUACUGCAAUACUGCAGCGACGACAGAUGGAACCUGUUUGACCUCAGUCUAUGAACUAGAUUCAGACCAUGGCUCUUACGAGAGUGAAGGCACACCUGACCCUGAGCGGUCUGCACUUAGUUGCCUGAAUUUGUGCAGUCAUUUAGUCAAGCUUGAGGUGAAGCUAGAGCACAAGAUGCGGAAGGGCUGUGCGGAACCGUUGGCACAAUUCUUGUCGUCAACAGAGACGCUGAAGCAUGCCGAACUUGACUUUCCAACAACCUUUGCAGCUACGGAGGCUUUCUUGGGUGCACUUUCAUGUAACAAAAGUGUCUCCACGCUGAUGUUGUCACGCUGGAGUUUCAGGAGGUGUCACUUGGAGCACUUCGCAGAAAUACUAGAAAGAAACAGGACUCUGAACUACCUCAAACUCGGCGAUGCCCUGAGUACCUUUCUACUAAAAAUGCUGUCCACUAAGAUGGCGAGCAACAAGUUUCUCAUCAACAUUAAGCAUUGCAACUGUGACCUGGAUGACAAAGAGUGGAUGUUCAGGGUGAGGAAUGUCCUGCGACGGAACUUCUCCUUAUUGCAGCUGGCGGCUCACUUUGUCAUGGGAACGCAUGAUAGGAGGUGUGGAGAGGCGUUCGAACAAGUGUCCCGCAGCGCGGCGUUGUCCGACGAGGUUCAGCGACUUGCUAGUGAGUCAGAAGUCAACACUAAGCAGAGGAUCCAGACCAGUAGAACGUACCUGGAUGUCAACUUUUUAGCCGUGGCAGGCGUUGUCAAAGACAGCUUGGUGUGUGAAGGUGGCAGCGAGGGACAGACACAGUUGGAUCAGAUCGGGCUGGACAAUUGGCUGCGGGUGCGGUCAUAUCUAAUGUUGGCCGACAUCAGGGACAUUUCUGCAGUGGUGCGGCGUCCCAACUGUUGACAGGCCAAGGUGUCCUGACGGUGGCGAGACUGUUGCGCAACAUAUUUGUUAUAAUCGUAAAAAGUGAUCUUUGUGUCCGUUUUACUUUGUGAUGUUUUAUUGGACAUGAUCAUGCCUUGCAGUACCUUGAAUGGAUGCUGCUGCAAAUCAAUAAACUCGACUUCUGAAGUGGUGUUGGUGGGCAACA
Ixodes scapularis (black-legged tick) is the source of this 2725-nucleotide messenger RNA. RefSeq lists its product as uncharacterized. Lineage: Eukaryota; Metazoa; Arthropoda; Arachnida; Ixodida; Ixodidae. The record is from RefSeq and is a predicted model, not a curated record. Bases 283 to 2538 code for a protein of 751 amino acids. The transcript has 2 exons.